Trichobilharzia regenti is the source of this 3113-nucleotide messenger RNA. The record is from the annotation of a GenBank genome assembly. NCBI's taxonomy places the organism in Eukaryota, Metazoa, Platyhelminthes, Trematoda, Strigeidida, Schistosomatidae.
UUUUGUUGCAUGCUGAAGUGCCGAGGCGGGCUAAAUCUCGAGGCCAUGGGACCAGAUAAGCCGAGGAGGGUAUGUUACUAUGUUGACAUAUUAGUUUUAUGUCGUGAUUAACCAAAUACUCUUACUUUUCAGUCUCUCUUUCAUCGAAUUGCUGACUCAAUCACCGGCUUUGUUCCUUCAUCAAUUUUACCUGCUGUCAAUGUAACAUCCUUGAAAAACUGUGAGUUAAGUGACACAAAAGCCGGUCUGAAGAGAACCAAUGAAUCUGUUGAGAUUGACGGUGAGUUGGGACACAGCAGUAAAUUCUCGAGGAGUCAUGUACACCCGGCAUUCACCAGUGUUGACCUUGACGCUACCGAUAAUUCAGAGAGCGACUUCAGCUUGCGUUCUUUUUCUACCAGUGGAGUCUCCUCUUUAAUGCCGAGGUCAUGGCUUCCAGUCCCUAAACCAGAUCAAAAGCAGUGCACUGCAAUGUUCACACCAAGACUGUACUCCAAUGACAACUGUGCUAAGACCAGUGGUCGUCAUACGUUGGAGAAUGGUCUGUGUGACCAACCACUGUUGUUGAACACAUCUUGGAAUUACCCUGGGUCUACAUUUCCCACACCGAAACGUCAGAAAUUGUCUGAUACUUCGAGUCCUGGACCAACUUGUACAUACCGUCCUCGAAUAAGAACUACUUACGGAGGUGCUGCAAGUUGCCGAAGUGUUCGAGAGUUAUUUCAGCUUAUGCACAUCUUUCCAUAGUUGUAGUAGUUUUUGGCUUUACUGAUGCCCGUAUGUGCUGCUUGUUUUACUACACCGCUGAAAUUCGAACUUUGCAAGGAACAAAAUUCACAGGAAAGUAAUCUAAAUGUCAACAUAAGUUCAACUGCUAGGCGAAUUCUGGAGACAUUGGAGCACUUCUCACCUCCACUCGCUUCUGGAACAUCUCAGUCUUCUAGACCACGUCACAUUAAGAGGGUGAAGGUUCCUACCAGAUGUCAUCGUUUCCCACCGUUUUCUGGAGACUAUCAAAUGAUGAACAUGUUAUCGAACGAGUAUGAAAGGCGACACUUACAAGAAAGCGAGAAUUCAAAUAUGACACACUCCAGGACAGAAACACAACCUCCGAAAUGUUAUGGAGCGUUUGGGUUCAAUGAAAAACAAGUUGACAAGUGCGAAGCGAGUGAGUCCACUGGUGGUUUAGCCACUUCCACUGCUGAAUUAUGUCGCGAAGUCGCCGAAAAACCGUCACCCAGUUUCACGUUUUCAAACCCUAUCCAUAAAAUCUGUGGAAGUGACUCUGAAAUUGUGUCAUUUUACAGUACAGACCAGAGGUAUGUCUUCAGCUGUCCAAGUCGUUCAUGUACGAAAUGUUCGUCUCAAUCACUCGAUUUCCCCCAGCGAUUAAGUGUUCUACAAUCAGUCAGCCAAGUUGGUUCACCUGACAAAUCAAAAAGCAUGUCAGCGUGGCGUUGUGAAACCUGUCUGUUGGAAAACAUAGACAGUUCUGUCACUUGCAAAGGCUGUUCCAUUCCAAAGCCUAAUUUAUUGAAGUGUACAAAAGUGACCUGUCCACCUUCCAUUUCAUUACCUUCCACCAUGCCUCCAACAAGUGACGUACAUGUUACCACCAAAUCAGCUUCUAAUUGGGAGUGUCCUACAUGCUUGGUAUUCAAUGAUAUGAAGGAGGCUAAAUGCGUCUGUUGUCAAACUUCAAAGCCCCCAUCGAAGAUGAAAGGUUCCUGGGAAUGUCCGACAUGUAUGGUACAAAAUGAUAAUGAAGUUGACAGAUGUCCGUGUUGCUCAACUGAAAAGCCUGGUUCGAAACCUGACAAGCAGACUCUUAAAGAAACUAUUAGUUUUCCCGCAUUGACAAGCGUUCCUCUUGGUAAUUUCAAGUUUGGUUUCCACUUACCUACGGCGGCUAAUUUUAAAGAAUCAAAUGCGGUUACUCCAAGUAGCGCUGCUUCUAUACAGGUUCAUUCUGAUGCGUCUAGUAAGAAUUUAGGUUUUUCUUUUGGUGUCAGUGAUACGGUAUCCAGUCAAAGUGAACAAAUAGUAUCACCUAGUUGUAUUUCAUCACAAUUACAAGAUGACAGUACGGUGCAAAUUAAACCAUCGAUGCAGUUGAGAAUUGCUAAACACGAGGAGACUAGAGGCGCUGCAGUGAACUUUUUCUCGGGUGCUGUGUCUGUUCCCAAAACAUCUUCGAGUUUUCUCCAGAAAUCUGACAUUAUUCCCGAGAUGUCAUGCUCCAAGGGAUAUGUUUUGGGCAGUGAACUUCCGAGUGGUACCGAGAAGACGAAUAUACUUACAUUUGGUUCAUGUUCAACAUCAGGAAUUAAUGGAUUCACACUUACUCCAGAUAGGAUCAACGGAAGUGUUUUUCAGUUUGGAACUUCCAAUACAAUAAGUGGCAAUCUAUCUAGUUCGAACUCGUCUUCAACUCCUAUAUUUUCUUAUCACAAUGCCGAUGAAAGUGUUGAAGUGCGGAAGAAAGUACACGCAGUUCGGCGAUUACGGCGAUGAAGAAAAAAUGUCCAGUGAUCUCUCGAGCAAAGUUGACACUUGACGCUAUACAUGAUAUGUCGAAAAAGCUCUCUGUAUAUAUUUAUUUCACAUUUGCUGUUAGCUUUUGUAUUGUUAUUCGCUGUAUUGUCAGUUACUUCAUUACAAGAUUUUUUUUAAUGAUUCACAGCCUUGGGAAUUUGAAUAGUGCCGUUUCCAAAAGUGGUAUAAAACUUCUAAUGUUUAAUCGUUAACUUUAUUUUCUUAAUAUACUCUGCAAAUAUACAUGGUUAAUAAACUUUGAUGCUACGAAUUCCAUUGUUGUGCUUACUCACUUAAUGCUUCUCGGGAUAGAAUCAGCUAAAUUUUGUAGUUUACAAUCAAAAUACAUCUUAGGGCAUGAAGUUUUCCACAACAUUAUGUAACAUUUUGGCGUUUUGCAACUUAUCGCUGUUCGAAGUUCGCUUACUGUUUCGUAAUGCUUCAUGAAUGUGUUUGUAUGAAACUUUGCGUUGGAAUUUUCAAAUAGUGUUGAGAUUUUCUUGUGUGAAUGAGGUUCCGUACAUACUGCCGAACUGCGUUGACAGUCAACAUACUGUUUUUAUUCAUGUGAAGUUUAC